AUGGAGUCUACGUUCCUCCUGCUGCUGUUGGUUUCCAGCAGCGUGUGCGCUGGGAAUUACAGCUACCUGGGGACGGGGGCCAGCCUGGCGGUCUGUCAACCCGACACCUGCGCCCUGCUCAGCGAGGUGGCCGCCAUGCGGGAGAAGCUGACAGCUGCGGCACAGGCGCAGGGCAAGCUGGAGGAAAGCCUCAGCGCCGUGAUGCAGAGGAUGACCACAAUGGAGGCCAGCUUGUCGUCGUUCAGACGCCAGGCUGAGCAGCUCCAGACGGUGAACAAGGCUCAGGAGGAGCAGCUGCAGAGCCUGACAAACGCGGUCGCCGUAGCGUCGUCUAACGUGGCUUUCUCCGCGGCACUGGGAAACUCAAUGGGUCCGUUCGAGCAAGACACGCCGCUGAGAUACCAAAGAAUCCUCUCCAACAUUGGCAACGGCUACAACCCCGCCACCGGCAUCUUCACUGCCAUGGUGAGAGGGGUCUACUACUUCAGCUACACCAUGUACAACAACAACGUAGGUCAGUCCAACUCCAUGGUAUCGCUGAUAAAGAACAGCCAGAGGGUGGUGUCGACCUGGGGGACAGUAGGCAACGAGACCCAUGACAGCGCCACCAACGCAGCGGUGGUGCAGCUGGAGGCCGGAGACAGCGUGUUUGUGCAGCUCUACGCCACGCGGAUCAUCUACGACAACAGCUAUUACUACAACACCUUCAGCGGGUUUCUGCUCUUUACUUUGUGAACUGCGUCUGUAUCAGACAAUUAGUAACAUCUGUAGCAGCAUAACUGGUUAAUUAGUCUUAUGAUAUCUGUACAUACAAUCCUUGAAUGUUCUUGACAGUGAAUGAAAGAAAUGCGUAUUUAUCUGUAUAACUUACCAAUGAGAUUGGGU
Molecule: messenger RNA, 885 nt
Organism: Betta splendens (Siamese fighting fish)
Lineage: Eukaryota; Metazoa; Chordata; Actinopteri; Anabantiformes; Osphronemidae
Product: complement C1q-like protein 2
Exons: 1
Coding region: 1-735 (244 amino acids)
Molecular function (GO): protein binding
Source: RefSeq, a predicted model, not a curated record